GCACUGCCUCUGCUGACGUAAUCAUAGCGCUGCAGGAAGAUCUUGGUCUCCUCAACAGUCCCAAGAUCAGCCGACGCAGCUGUAGUCUUUGCAAUACUUCUGCCCGCAAAGUACAGGCGAGCGGGGUCAAUCAUCGCUACGCGAUUGCGCGCACGUCCGAUGCGUGUUAACAGUGUGUGCGUGUGAAACUGCCAGUCUUAUGCAAGCCACACUACACAGAGACACGAUGUCCGACGCUGCUGCUUCAGCAGGAAACAACGGGGACCCUGCACUAAAUGGGUCGUGGGUGGAGUUGGAGAUGAAUAGAAGUGGAGGUGGUGGAGCCCCAUCCUCCUCCUCAGGGCCAGAUGUGGUCGAGGCCCCGGUGCUUCCGGCGCUGCCGCAGGUGGUGGAGGAGGAUGAUGGGAUAGUUGGAGGCCUGGAGCAUGUGCCCUCGUCCUCCUCCAUCCAUAACGGGGAAAUGGAGAAGAUCCUGCUGGACGCGCAGCACGAGUCCAGCCGCAGCAAUUCCUCCUGUGACAGUCCUCCACGUCCCCACAGUCCUCAGGAUGAAGGCCAAAUCAUCUUUGAUGUGGACACGAGGAGAGAUAGUCAGUCUGAGGUGGACAUUCUGGAGAAGGAUCGGGAUGAGGACAUCCUCAUGAAGGACUCUGACUGGGUGGCAGAUUGGUCCAGUCGACCCGAAAAUGUUCCACCCAAAGAGUUUCACUUCCGUCACCCCCGGCGCUCGCUGACGCUCAGCAUGAGGAAGACUGGGGUUAUGAAGAAGGGUGGGAUUUUCUCUGCUGAGUUCCUCAAAGUGUUCAUCCCCUCACUGCUCCUUUCACACAUACUGGCCCUCGGACUGGGGGUUUACAUUGGGAAGAGGCUGACCACGGCCACUGCCAGCUCCUUUUGAUUGACGCUGACAAAGUGCCUGGGGCUCCACUCACAGAGCCCGGGGAGAUUAGGGGGGAGUCAAAUGUUGCAGUUUAUAAGAAGGAUGCCCUUUCUUUCUCCCCCCUCCCCCCUUUCACCCUCUUUCUCUCAUCCUUAUCUUCACCUCCAGUCUCCUGUUCCUCCUCUUCUCGGCCCAUGCGGUACAUGUGCUUGCUAAAGAAGUGCCAUGUUUGUAGAGAAGAGGAGUCCCCAUCAUUUUUGCAGAGUGAUUGUUUUUUUUCUUCUGGCUGUUCCCCGUGGCCUGAUUAAGACUAAUGUAGAUGAAGGGCACCCAAUGAGAAAGAUGGGUAACGUGGGAACCAAAUAUUUGUAAGCAGUAGCCUGAGUCCCUGCAGUCGCUUAGUGGAAGAGAGAGUCAUGUCAGCUCAUGAGGAAAGAAGCAAGCUCAGGAAUUCCUUACAGACACACACAGACACACCACACAACACACAUGCACACACACACACACACACACACACGCACACACACACACACACACACACGCACACACGCACGCACACUUACAACUUAUUCCUGCAUCAUGAAUAAGUUCCUGCAUCCAGGAACUCACCCCAGAAAUCUGGAAAUGUGAACAUGCCUUUUUGCUCCAGAUAGUAACUUUAGGGACACAUGUGUUAUUUCAUUUAAAAUGCAGUUAUUUGUUUCAAUUAAGGGCAGUGAUUUUGGAGAGACUGUUUUGUGUGUGUGUGUGUGUGUGUGUGUGUGUGUGUGUGUGUCUGUCUGUCUGUCUGUCAGUUCAGGGCAGCGUUUUUCGAGAGAUCUUUUUUUUGUGUGCUCUGAGAUGUUAGGGGAUCCAGUGGCUCAACUAAACCUGAGAAGAAUCCAGAAAUAGUGACCAGCUCUGUCCUCGGUCCCUACACCCACACCCACACCCAUCUCACACGUCAGGCUGUUUAUAAGUACCUUUUUGCUAAUGUCUCCUCUCUUAUCUUUAACCAAAAGAACAAUGCAUGAUGGGAACAGUGCCUGCUCCAUGUGUUGUCAUGGAAACGCAUGUAGAGGUGGCAUGUGUGUUGGGUGUGCCAGAGCUAUCUCUCAGCUAUAGGGUUUUGAGUUGGCAUUUCUGUUUUCGCCAUAUCACAUGAGGCCAGGGGUCGUCAGGAUCAGGUGAGAAGAGAACAGUCAGAAUGACCCUUGACCCCAACCCCACCCCCACCCCCACCCCCACAACUUACCCCUAACCUGACUGCUGGGCGCUGUGGCUGAAGGCAGCUUUGUGUGCCCUGCCUGACUGACUUGGCACUCUGCUUCCUCUGUAUGUGUAUAGAGCUAGACCACACCUACUGCUGUCCCUGUGUCUAUGGAGCUAGACCAUGCCCACCUCUUUCUCUGUUUGAGUAUGGAGAUGGACCACGCCCCCAUGCCAGACUCUCAUCAUGCACUGGAUUGGGCGCGGCACCUCCCAGCGUGAGGUGCAGACACCCUUGGGCCUCCUUCUCAGAGGAGCAUGUGGAGGACUGGCUGAUGGGGGACCUGAGCGGAGUCAUCACACUAAAGCAUGCUUAAAUAACGCCGUAACACUCCUCGAGACCUCACAACACUCACGCAGCAGAGCUCCGCCUCAGAAUUCAGCUUCAGAUGGUCUCUGCUUCAGAUGGUCUCAGCUUCAGAAUACAUUCAGCUUCAGAUGGUCUGUGCUUCAUUCAGCUUCAGAUGGUCUCAGCUUCAGAAUACAUUCAGCUUCAGAUGGUCUCAGCCUCAGAAUGCUUCUUUUCUUUGAUGUUCAUGGGCUCACCUGCAGUGACUGACAUAGCAUUCUUAUGACCCAUGUGCCUGUUCUGUACAGCCAUGCAGCUUCUUAUACUUGUCAUAGCAUCUCAUGUUGCAUGAGUAGAGGGUCUUAUACCUGUCAUAGUGUGUCAUAGCGCAUGAAUAGGAGGCGCAGGGAUAGUCUGGUGCCACAAAGUCAGGCUGGGGUUCUCUUGGCUGCUGAAAAAUGUAAAAAAAAGAAGAAAAAAAAGCAAUUUACAUUUCUUCAUUUUCUUCAGUGUGUUUUGUGUAAAAUGUUUUUUUUUGUUUUGUUGCGUGUUUGUUUUCUCUUGUGUUUGGAGAUGAGCUACUCAGAAUGAACGCACAGAGCAAGUGGCACAGGAUUUGUUAGGAGAUAAAAUCAAGAGUUUUUUUUAUAGAUGUGCAACUGCGACUGGAAAGCAGUUAGAGGAAGGACACGUCUCCGUGUCCACAGGGCAAGGACAGACAUGGUUACAGGAUUUGUAAAAAAAAAAAAAACUAUAUACAUAGUACCUGUUUUUUAUUUAAUUUUUUCAUCCCUGAUUGGACAAUUGAACGGAUUUUAUCAAUAAAACUUUAAGAACAAACUGCUCCUAA
Molecule: messenger RNA, 3267 nt
Organism: Clupea harengus (Atlantic herring)
Lineage: Eukaryota; Metazoa; Chordata; Actinopteri; Clupeiformes; Clupeidae
Gene: bnip3lb
Product: BCL2 interacting protein 3 like b
Biological process (GO): defense response to virus; positive regulation of apoptotic process; mitochondrial outer membrane permeabilization
Cellular component (GO): mitochondrial envelope; endoplasmic reticulum; nuclear envelope
Source: RefSeq, a predicted model, not a curated record